GUCUAAAUUGACAUUGUGCAGACAAAGAUGGCGGUGCGGAAGAAAGACGGCGGCCCGAAUGUAAAAUAUUUCGAAGCGUCUGAUACCGUCUCGCAAUUCGACAAUGUCCGCGUUUGGUUGGGCAAGAACUAUAAAAAGUACAUCCAGGCAGAGCCCCCCACGAACAAGUCUCUGUCCAGCCUGGUGGUGCAGCUACUGCAGUUUCAGGAGGAGGUGUUCGGACGGCACGUCAGCAACCCACCUCUCACCAAGCUGCCGAUGAAGAGUUUCCUGGACUUCAAGUCUGGUGGGGCUCUGUGCCACAUUCUGGCUGCAGCCUACAAGUUCAAGAGCGACCAGGGCUGGCGCAGGUUUGACUUCCAGAAUCCUUCUCGAAUGGACCGCAAUGUGGAGAUGUUCAUGACAAUCGAGAAAUCCCUGGUACAGAACAACUGUCUAAGUCGACCAGUAAUCUACUUGAGCUCUGACAUUGAGGCCAAGUUAUUGGGGAAAUUGAAGGAUAUCAUCAAGAGACAUCAGGGCUCAGUGACUGAAGACAAGACUGCCAGCUCCCAUGUGGUGGUUCCUAUCCCUACCAGUCUGGAGGAAGAGGAGUGGGUGCGCCCGGUGAUGAAGAGAGACAAGCAGGUGCUGCUUCACUGGGGCUACUCUCCUGACAGCUAUGACACCUGGAUCUCAGCCAGUGAGGUGGAGGCUGCUGUAGAAGACCCCCCGAGCACAGAGAAACCCAGGAAGGUCCAUGCUAAGUGGAUCCUAGACCUCGACCAGUUCAAUGAGUGGAUGAAUGAGGAGGACUAUGAGGUUGGGGAGGGGGGCCCCAAGAGGAAGAGGAUCUCAGCCAAGACCCUGACGGAUGAGGUGACCACCCCGGGGGACGAACGCCGAGAUAAAAAGCCUGGCAGCGCCAAGAAGAGGAAGCGCUCCCCCUCCCCCUCGCCCACGCCACCACCCCAGGAGAGCAAGAAGAAAAACACCAAGAAAGGGCCCACCACCCCGUACACUAAGUCUAAGCGAGGCCAGAGAGAGGAGGAGCAGGAGGAUCUGACAAAAGAUCUGGAUGAACCAUCGCCGGUACCUGCAGUGGAAGAGGUCACCCUACCUAGAACAGCUAACACUAAGAAAGACUCUGAGUCAACACCAGUGAAGGGAGGUACUAUGACAGACCUGGAUGAACAGGAGGAUGAAUCCAUGGAAACUGUAGGAAAGGAGGAGGAGGAGGGCUCUCCAAGUGUGAAGGGAGAGCCUGUGAAAGGGUCGGACCUCCAUGAGGACAACGUUACGGAGCAGACCCACCACAUAAUCAUCCCCAGCUAUGCUGCCUGGUUUGACUACAACAGUGUUCAUGCUAUUGAGCGCAGAGCCCUCCCUGAAUUCUUCAACGGCAAGAACAAAUCCAAAACCCCUGAGAUUUACCUGGCCUACAGGAACUUCAUGAUUGACACUUACAGGCUGAACCCCCAGGAGUAUCUGACCUCCACUGCCUGUCGUAGGAACCUGGCCGGAGAUGUGUGUGCCAUCAUGAGGGUGCAUGCGUUCCUGGAGCAGUGGGGUCUGAUCAACUAUCAGGUGGACUCAGAAAGCCGUCCCACCCCCAUGGGCCCUCCGCCCACCUCCCAUUUUCACGUCCUGGCUGACACCCCUUCCAGCCUUGUCCCCCUGCAGCCCAAGGCCUCCCAGACUCCAGCCGCCCAGCAGAUGCUGUCCUUCCCAGACAAGGUGAAGGAAAAGCAGCCCCCAGCCGAUCUGCAGAACUUUGGCCUGAGGACAGACAUGUACAGCAAGAAGACUGGGACUCCUAAAAGUAAGAGUGCUGCCAGCGCAAUGCGAGACUGGACUGAACAGGAGACACUACUGCUGCUGGAGGGUCUGGAGAUGUACAAAGAUGACUGGAACAAGGUAUCGGAGCAUGUGGGCUCACGCACCCAGGAUGAGUGUAUCCUGCACUUCCUACGCCUACCCAUCGAGGACCCCUACCUGGAGGACACAUCCUCCUCCCUGGGCCCACUGGCCUACCAGCCAGUACCAUUCAGCCAGGCGGGCAACCCCGUCAUGAGCACUGUGGCCUUCCUGGCCUCUGUGGUGGACCCCCGCGUGGCAUCAGCAGCCGCCAAGUCUGCUUUAGAGGAGUUUUCCCGUAUGAAGGAGGAGGUCCCAGCAGCACUGGUGGAGGCCCAUGUGAGGAGAGUUGAGGAGGCAGCGCGGGCCAGUGGUAGACAGGACCCCCUGUACGGCCUGGAGGGCAGCGGUAUCGCAGGCACCAGUCUGGAGGAUGGAGAAAAACCUGAAGAGAGCAAUGAGGAGACUAAGGGUGACAGCCAAUCCAGUGAGGAGAAGAGGGAGACCAAGGAGAACAAAGAUGGAGCAAUGGAAGAUGAAGAGAAACAAGGAGAAAAUGGGAAGAAAGAAGAGGAAAGAGGGAGAGAGGGAGAAGGAGAGCGAGAGGCUGAGAAGACAGACUCAGAGAUGGGUGAUGGACAGAGAGAGAAGGAUGCGAAGGAAGGCGCCGAAGAGGGCCAGAGAGAAGGAGAGAACGAAGGGGACAGAAAGGCAAAAGUGGAGAGGGAUGUGGGAGAGGGGAACCUGGCCACCGCUGCUGCUUCCGCUCUGGCUGCUGCUGCCGUUAAAGCCAAGCACCUGGCUGCGGUGGAGGAGAGGAAGAUCAAGUCCCUGGUGGCUCUGCUGGUGGAGACUCAGAUGAAGAAACUGGAGAUCAAACUGAGACACUUUGAAGAACUGGAGACCAUCAUGGACCGAGAGAGGGAGGCUCUGGAGUACCAGAGGCAGCAGCUGCUGGCAGAUCGUCAGUCAUUCCACAUGGAGCAGCUGAAGUAUGCAGAGAUGAGGGCACGUCAGCAGCACUUCCAGCAGAUCCAGCACCAACAGCACAGCCAGACUGGAGGCCCCCACCCCUCUCCUGCCCCCACAGGCACCUCCCACCCCCCCCAGGGCCCUUCAGCCACCCAGUCCCAGCCAGCCCCCAGUAACCCUGCACCGCAGCCUGCUGCCAGCCCCGCCCCCACUGCCUCCAUCCCCAUGACCGGCCCCUCUGCCCAGGCCCAACCCACCGAGCCCCAGCUGGUCCCCGGGGGUCCUCACACCUCACCUCCUGGCCCUCCAGGCCACUCCAACACCACCACCCCAACACUCCAAGAGCCCAGCGCCCCUCUACCUGGGGACACACUCCACUCCUCAGCUGCCAUUCACCCAUAGUGAAGAGGACAGGAGAUAGGAGAGAAACAGAAAGGGUACUGGAAAACUGAAUGACAUUGACCACUUUGUACCUAUGAAUCCUGCCUGUGUCAUCUAAAACUGAAGAAGUCAAACUGGAGAUGCAACAAACUUCAACAUCUGGACUUGACAAUUGACAUGAGAAAAACUAAACAAAAUAAUUUCAUGUAAGUUGAAUGUACCCUACCUGAAUGAAUAUAAGUUGGAAAAAUAAUCCCUCAAAAUGACUCCCAACUAAACAAGAAAAUGCCAAUGAAAGAACUUUUAAAAAGUUUUAAUGGAAUAGUCCCCACUUCAUUUCAUAGACAUUAUUUGAGUAAUUACUUUCACAUCAGAACACAAAUUUAAACCAACACAGUAUAGUCAUGUAUAUAUGGCAACUGACCUGAGGAUGUGAAGAGAUCUAAAGUUUGUUAGUCUUAUCCGUCCUUCGGCCAGUGGUGCUUUUAUUGCCUCUAUUAUGUAUGGAGGUUAGGUGUUUCCCCAUGUUCCCAUGUUACCUACCCAUGUAUUCUCCCAAAGUACCUCCAGGGGUGCGUUCAGUUCAUUUGAACAUUUGUUAUAUCCAGGAACAAUUUGUACUGAACUAAAUGUUUCCACAAAACUGUUGAAUAGACUUUGAGGGACAUUUACAUUGAGGUGUGGCUUGAGUUUUGAGUGACAUAACUAAAGAGACCUUGCUGACUGCGUUUCCUGAACCACAACCCAACAUCUGCGCUUUUCAACCUGUUGUUCAGAACAGCACGGUUCACUGAACGCAGCUGGGAUAGGUACUUUAGAGAAGAGGGAAUAAAAGAUUUGCACUUUCCUGGCGGCCAUAUCUGGAGACAAGAAACAUUAACUAAAAAGACCUGAAGCACUUAAUGAUUCUCUUGUUGUUUUUACUUUUAAGAUUGUCAUAGUUUCCAAAUAUCAGAUUUUCAAUUGAACAAGUCACUUGUUUAAUUGGAUUGGUUGAUUAUUGCCCUUUAUGUGUGAAUGUGACAUUAUGAAACAUUUGGCUUGGCCUUUUUUUAUUACAUGUAUCCUGAACUAAAAGUAUGUGUGGGGGCAAUGAAAAUAGAUGUACAAAUGGUAAUCUGCUAAUGGUGAUCAUUGCAUUCCUCUAGAAAACCAUCUCAUUCAGUAAGUCUAUGUACUGUAACUUGACUUUCUGUUACAAAUGUUUUACUCCAAUUUGAAUGUACCAAAUUCCUCUCUGACUGAGCCUGACAUGAUAGAAAUGUGUAGGUAAUUUCCAAAUAAGCGGACAUAUGCAGCUUUUAUAGUGAAUGUAGUUUCAUCUCCGCUAACACUUGAAGAUUGAUGUAACACUGAUCCUUUGCGAUACAAUUGAAUAGUCAAUUGAUAUAAUAAAAAAGAAUCACAGUCACAAGGAAUAUGUUGCAAUUACCUAAAGUCCCAACUUUAAGAAAUAAGAUGAUUUGUAUUCAUAUGUUUUUAAUAUUGAGUCAUAUAUUUUGGUCUGCACUUCCAGUAAGGCUUGCCACUAUCAGUGAAUCAUACCAUUGUAAAGGUAUACGCCAGAAUAACCUUAUUGACAGUUUAGAAGGUUAGACAUCACAAUUUUUUGUUCAUUUUUUCCUCCGUAAGUUAGUGGGGUAAAGCCAGAGUUGUGGAUGUUUCAGAAAUUUGUAGAAUUGUUUUCUCCAGUUUUCCCGGCCGAAGCGUCCACUGGCAUGAAGCUGUCAUGGAAGGGGCUUUAAUGUUAAACGAAAAGUAUGUCAAGGGAUUUCAAGUCAGCAGAGAGAAUUCUGUCCUUUAAUAUCUGUAACAAUAUCUAUGUAUCCUAUCUAUUUUUAUAUUUCUUGACUGUCUGAUUUUCCAUGUUGUUUCUUUGAUAUUACUGUUUGCAUUUUAUUGCUGUAUUUUAUCAUCUUUGUAAUCUCUCUAAUCCAUUGUCGUGUGUGAUCCUAUGACAGGUUACCAUUACCUGGCCAUCGGUGUGACUGAGAAUCAGGGGUGAAUGCAUGCCAUGAACUUGUGAAUACAUGCCAUUUAUUGAGUUUCCCCAGAGAGCCUUCAGUUCAGUACCAUCUGCUCACUGGUACAUACAUCAAACUGUCACUUAGCAGCACAUUACCCUACCAUACUCCAGGAUUGUGGCAUACAGAUGAAACAUGCAGGUAGUCAGGGUUAGAAACAUCACUACGGUUAUGGAGAUGGAUGACUGCUCUGGUCUGUGUUAUUACCUUGUGUGGAUUUCGUGAUAUGAAAUACGUGUCUGUUCAGUUUCUUGUUUUUUCAUUAUUGCUACAGUAGCAAUGAUUAUACAGUAGAAAUUAACCUUUCCUCAGUCAAACAUUGCCUAGUGUCAACAGUUGAUCUGGAGUUCGUAUUGAAUAAUGAAAAAAAGAUGCUAAGGUUUUACUUACAAAAAAUGUUGAAAAUCAAAUAAAUGAACAUAAAAUGA
Molecule: messenger RNA, 5641 nt
Organism: Esox lucius (northern pike)
Lineage: Eukaryota; Metazoa; Chordata; Actinopteri; Esociformes; Esocidae
Gene: smarcc2
Product: SWI/SNF related, matrix associated, actin dependent regulator of chromatin, subfamily c, member 2
Exons: 25
Coding region: 28-3210 (1060 amino acids)
Biological process (GO): positive regulation of DNA-templated transcription
Cellular component (GO): npBAF complex; SWI/SNF complex; nBAF complex
Molecular function (GO): nucleosomal DNA binding; histone binding
Source: RefSeq, a predicted model, not a curated record